AUGGCGCAAGAUCGCUCUCAUGAAUUCUAUUUCAGAAACGACCAUCGUUUUCCACCUCCUCACGACUUAACUAUCCCUUCAUCACAAUUUCACAUCGACCAGCCCCAGGCAGACUUCGAAAUUCAUCCACCACCUGCAUACACUUAUCCGUAUCAGACCAGCCACGUCGUCCAUCCACGACCAUUAGGAGUUCCAGCUGGUCAAAUAUCGCACAAAAAACGUACCACAAUAGCAUGCACUGAGUGCCGAGCACGAAAGCGCAAGUGUGAUGGAGAAGAACCGUGCCAUCAUUGCGAGCUCACUCAGACUCCUUGUCUAUACAAAGAGGCACCCCCUCCGCCGAGAACACCUUCGAUAGCAAUGCUAGUCAAAAGUCUAUCUACUGCAAAUGAAACAUUGCAAGCAAUGAAGCAGGAUCUCGGAUCUUUGAAAGAUGACACCGUAGCGUUGAACCAGAGCAUCAAUGCUUCGUCACCACCCGCCCGCACGCUCAGUCAAACUUCACACGCGGUCUCAUCAUCGGAAGAUCCUGCGUCGAGCGGAUGGCCAACUAGACACAUCACCCCUGCCCACAUGCUCUUCGACGAAUGGCCGUCUAUUAAAGAUUUGUCCAGUGGUAUGGAUCCCAUGGGUCUCGAGCGAAACCGCAGGUUGCUUCACAUUUGGGAGGCUGGUAAGGGCUACAAUCAUAACACACUUGGACCUACAAGUGAUCCACGACGAGACAACAAUAGCGGACUAGGCCUAGACCAUAAGCCUGACUUGCAAUCUAGUACCGUCUGGAAACUGUACAACUCAUACAUCGAAACCAUUCACAAGUUGCAUCCUUUCAUGGACGAAAACAAUCUUAGCACAAUGAUCAGGGCUUUCAGCAAAAAGAAUAGCCCCGAUCUCAAGGAGAUUGCGACUCGCGCAAUAAUGGCGGAUGCACUAGCCAUGGGGGAGGGCUUGAAGAGCAAGUGGUAUGGCGGCUUGGAUUAUGAAAACCCGUUGUCUGAUGGUGGGAUGGAACGCUCAUUGAGCAAUGCGAUUGUCCUGCUCGUACUGGCGCUUGGCAAAGUCUGCACCCACAGCGAGCCAUUACCUGCGCCUCAGGAGGAUGGGGCGCAACACCCAAACGCUUCGAACGAUAAGCUUCCCGGAAUCGACUAUUACGCCAACGCAGUACGGAUCCUCGGAAGCGAGCAAGGAGGCAACUCACUGGGCCAUGCGCAGGCCAUGAUACUGGCCGCGCUCUAUCUGGAUCAGUUCACUCGCGUCCUGGAAAGCUGGAGCUGGAUUAACAGUGCUUGUCGUGUGUGCUAUGUGAUAAUCAAGGGUAAUCCGAAGUUUACUCAGAGUCUGGGCUUGAAGCAUAGUACCACUCUGCCCCUCAAGGAACGAAGCAAACUCAACUCGAUCAAGUGGGUCUACUGGACAUGCGUGCACCUCGAGUCUAAUAUUAUAGCUCAAAUGGUUUCACUCACACCUAGCAAGAUCACUGAUCUGCGGAGCGUAGUUGCAUAUCCUGAUGAUGUAGACGAUACCGUCUUCUUCUUCGGGUGUACUAGUAGGUAG
Molecule: messenger RNA, 1557 nt
Organism: Plenodomus lingam JN3
Lineage: Eukaryota; Fungi; Ascomycota; Dothideomycetes; Pleosporales; Leptosphaeriaceae
Source: RefSeq, a predicted model, not a curated record